AUGCGCCUAUUGCUGCCCGUCCUCCUCCUCGUCGUCGUCCUCCUCGUGGAUGAUGCAGGCCCUGCCCCCAAAACAGUCUCACCAUCCAUGUCAGUGCUCAUCUGCUCCUCAACUCUAAUUACACCUGCAUUUCCUGCCGUCAUCCUGUGCUUGAAUGGAGGGAAGCCAAUUUUCUCUGAAUCCCUUGCAGCACUGGCCAUGCAUCUCCUGCUAAAGCGUCGCAGAGACCGUAGCAGCAGGGACAUUGCGUCUUCAGCCGGCGUGCUCCAAAUCACAGAGAACAAAUCAGCUGCGGCCAACUUAACAAAACACAAGGUGAUGAGUGCAGAAAGGAAGCUCCUUGAUGACGCUCUUGACAGAACUAGUGUACAGUAUGACAGCUGGAUAAAUGAAGAGACAUCAUUCUGGAUGGACAGGGAUAACACGAACAGCAAUUUGCAGUACGGUUUGUUAAUGCAGAACCUUCAGGAGUUGGAGACGAGUUUGGAUGGUAAAGACUUGAAGACGCUGGAGAAUGACAUCCUUGCACAUAUUGAGCAGCUUGGAGCUCUGAGAUCGUUUAACGCGUCUAUGAACAGUGCCACCCUGCUAGACAACCUAACACAUGACCAACCAGACAGCUCUCUGCUUGACCACCAAAUCAUCAAGUUUGAUCCAGAGACUCCACUGGAUGAGGAGCAAGAAGGUAGCGAAGUAGUCGUCGUCCGGAGUGGCAAGAGUCAAGAGAGGAAGCUGAGAAGAAUCAGAGCGUCAGAGAAAGGAACCAGGAUCUCAGUGAAAGUGAAUCCGCGAAGACCCAAGAAAUCAUCCCGGAAGGCGAGUAGCAGCCAGUUUAUAUCCGAGUGGAAAAGUCACCCAGGACGAAGAAGGAUCAUUGUGCGUGAGCAAUCAGCACUGCUAGCGACCAUCAAGGAAUGUGCAAGCCUUGAGAAGAUAAGGGAGAAGAUGGUGAAGGAAGGGCAUGAGGUGAGCUACCACAGGUGGGCAGAGGCUGCUGGUGUGGACGAGGCAGAGCUGAUGAGCAGACUGCAGGCAGGCUACUGCUGCCGGGAGAGGCUGCUGGUGACCACCGAGUGGCUGGUCAGGUGCAUCGCAAGAUCAUACACCGGCAUGGGGACGGCUUUGGACGAUCUGCUUCAGGCUGGGAAGAUGGGCGUUCUUGACGGCGCGGAGAAGUUCGACACCCGAAAGGGGUGCAGGUUCUCCACGUACGUCAAGUACUGGAUCAGGAAAGGGAUGCUCGCUCUCCUCGCUGAAAAUUCAGGAGUCGCCCUGCUGCCUGCAAGAAUGGAGAGCAUCAUGCGCAAGGUGAAGGAGGCGCGGCGCGGGAUCCGGUACAGCCAGGGCAGGAACCCGUCGGACUCCGAGAUCGCCGCGGCCGUCGGCGUGUCGGUGGCCAACGUGAGGCUGGCGCGCAAGUGCUCCCGCAGGCCCGUCUCGCUCUACUCGGAGAUCGGGAUCGGGCAGCACGCCAAGUUCGCGGAGGUGAUCCCGGACGAGGCGGCGGCGUCCGCGGAGGCGCCCGACGAGGCGGCCCUGUUCCGGGGCCAGCUGAGGGAGCGGCUGCUGCUGGUGCUGGGCAGGCUGCCCGCGCGGGAGGGACACGUGCUGAGGCUGCGCCACGGGCUGGAGGACGGCCGGUGCAGGUCGCUGGAGGAGAUCGGCGGCAUGUACCGCGUGUCCAAGGAGUGGAUCAGGAAGAUCGAGAAGUCCGCCAUGGCCAGGCUCAGGGACGACGACGACGUGCGUCGCGACCUCCACGACUUCGUCUGCCGCUUCUGA
This is a messenger RNA of Miscanthus lutarioriparius, 1782 nucleotides long. NCBI's taxonomy places the organism in Eukaryota, Viridiplantae, Streptophyta, Magnoliopsida, Poales, Poaceae. The record is from the annotation of a GenBank genome assembly.